UCUCCCCAGUCCUUGGAGCCCCCGCGUCAACCGGCAAUGAUGUCGCGUCAUCUUCACAGCUGCGAACGACACGACGUUAUUUAAACGUCGUAAAUAGUUUCUCUGAAGGAAACUUGACACCUUUAACCCAAGUCUGCUGAGAAACACCAGCAGCGUAUCCCAACCCUGUAGGAAUUACAACACCGACAGUGAUGAUCAACCAAGAAGGAUUCCAGAACCAAGGAAUACCACGGGAUGUCCAAACUCCAUGGAGAGAAAAAACACAGCAAGGAUAACGUAACCUGUUGAAUUUUGAAGAGGAAAAAACGUAUAUCGUGUUUUAGAACCAAUUAGGAAACCCUGUCUAGUAACCCGGCUGGAAAAAGGAGCAGAUUUGGACCCCAGAAGAUGUAAUCAACCACAGGAUAUGACUGGGAUAACUACUUGGCAAGGUUGACGCCCAGCUGGGAUAAAGCAGUCACCAAAAAAAUACGAAACUCACUUCAGAUAGGAUCCUUGCUUAGAGAAAUGAAAAAAAGCAAGAGAAGCAAAUCCACGUGAGAACAGUGUAUGAGAAGGCAGUCAGGAGGAGGCCCAGAGAGAAAGCAUCAGAUCGGUGCUUUGGGAUCAGUAAACCAGCAACAGUAUUAAGGGUUCCAUAAGAAAGGGAAAGUGAGGACACCAUAAAAAAAAAUGGAUACAUGACGACACUUUAGGGAUUAAAAAUAUAGAAUUAAGAAUAUGCAUCACUAACCAGCAGGAAUCCAAAACGUGUGUGGUACAGAACGCAGGAAAAUCUGUGUAUGACAAUCAUUCAGGGAUAAUUAAGUUAACAAAUGAACCCAAUGAAGCAUGGAUAUAUGAGAACCAAAUAGGGACAAGGUCAAGAGGCCAAACCAAUUGAGAAUCCAGCAGUUCCUAUGUGGAACAGUCAGGCUCCAAGAAAGAAUCCAGAAUGCAAAAGAUUCUGAAAUUCCAGUAAUAUACAGCACCCUAUAAGAAUCUAGCAAUCGGGAACUGUUGGAAUCCAACAGAACGGGCUACAUUAGAGAAAAGUUCUUCCACAGCAAUGUUUGCUACCCUUCACAGUUCCAUCGACUAACACCACCACACUAUCGCCAAACGGAGUUCAUGGUAUCAUCGCAGAGCCAGUACGGGGGAUUCGGGAUGGGCUUCGGAAACCUAUCGUUGAGCACAGCUGGACUGCCCUCCUUCAAGUUCCGUUCAAGAAGCGAAAGCCUGGACUGGAGGCGGCUCAGCACUAUAGACGUGGAACGAGUGGCCAGAGAGCUGGAUGUCUCCACCCUGCAGGAGAACAUCAUGAGCGUGACCUUCUGUAACUUGGACUCUGAGAGGUGUCCCUCUUGCCAGAACCUGGUUGACCCAGUUUUACUGAAGGUAAUGAAGCUGGCCCAACUUAACACAGAAUACCUCCUUCACUCCCAGGACUACUUCACAAGCAACAUCCAGGCACUGGAGGAGCAGCUACAGCUGGCCAUGGAAGAGCUGGAGAAGAGCAGGAAGGAAAUAGUUAAGAAGACGGAGGAGUUAAAGGGCGUGAAAGAUGAGGGCCGACGGCGCAAAAAGAUGAUCGCAACUCUUCAGCUGCUUGUGCAAGCAGGAGCCAAUAAUUAUCACAAGUGCCAACUCUGUGACAAGGCAUUUGUGAACUAUUCCUUCAUGCAAGCACACAUUGAGCGGCGCCACCCAGAGAUCACUCAGGCUGAGAGAAAAACGAAACAACAGACGGCGCAGAUUGUGGACGAGAUCGAGGAGCUCAGGGAGCGCUUGCGCCUCAGCCAGUCACAGCUGCAAGUCGAACGUGAGGCUGAUUCCCUCCGACGGGACCAGGAAGCAGAAAAUAUCCGAAGGAGAGAGGAGGAACUGAGGAAGGAAUUUGAAACUUGGAAGGUGGAUGAAAGGAAAAAGAUCCUUCAAGAAAUGGAUAGCCUCAGACAGCAACUUCUGAUGGAGUUCCAGGAUAUGACAUCAAAGAACCUGUCUAUUGAGGCUAAACUGCAGGAGAUUCAAUCGAGGAGCCCAGUAAUUUCCAAAGUGGAGACAUUUCACGAGAAGGAUCAAGCGGAAGAACUCAGAAACUGGAGGGAGAGAUAUGAGAAAUUGAAAAAGGAUUCCAAAAAGAAGAUGAAAGAUGUUCAUUCCGAGCAUGCAACUGAACAGGAGCAGAUGAGGACUGAGAACGAAAGGCUAAGAUCGACUUUAUCAGCUGACCAGCGGACAGCAGCAGAAUAUUUCCAGAAGCAAAUCGGUGUACUCACUGCAAAAGUCAAAGAGCAGAGUGUGGUCAUCUUGUCACAGGGGGAUCAGAUCAGGACUAUUUCAUCACGACCUAUUCAAGCUGCUGUCGUGAGCCAAGAUUCAGAAUCUGAGAAAGAUGACGAUUUGGAGAGUACUUUAGACCGCAAGCAGCAGCUUCUGGACACCCUGCGGCAGAAUCCAAAAUUCAUCAAACAGUUUCGCCCCAUCUUGGAAGAGUCAUUGGAGGAGAAGUUGGAGAGCAUGGGCCUGAAAAAGGGUUCGAAGGGAAUCCCGGCCCAAACACUGAAAAGCAUGAGCAUGACAGUGGGGAAACAGCGUGAGAGCAAGGCCAAGCAUUUUCAUGAGUUCACCAGCCUUCGCAAGCGCUUUGCAAGGAUUGCCAUAGAGAAGGUGAAAGAGAAUCAUCACACCGAAGGUUACUCUCCCCCUCGGUCAAGUAAAGUGCGGAGACGCAUCAGCUCAUCACUGAAUGCGGCGGGUGACAGCAAACGUCCUCGAGCUGUUCCAUCAAAACCAUCUCGAGUGAUUGACUCAAAGGUCCACCAGACACAAGUAUCCAAACCAGCUGCACAGCACAGAACUGCCAGUCCACCUCGCUCGGCUGCACUUAGUGCCAGCACGCCCCCAUUCUCUUCUGAUGACGACUCCGUUGUGGACAGUGCCUACGUCACCAGUGUGGGUGUCAAAGACGCUCCAAAGGUCAGCAUUGUCCAGUGCAAACCGAAGCAGAGACAGGCCACCAUGAGUGAUGAUGAAGACUGGUCAGACACUGACAUCUCAACAGGGGUGCUGAGUCCACCUGCAGCCACCAUGGUCCGCAGUCCGCCAGGGACUAUGGUUCAAAGCAUGGCUAGGAGCCUGGAGAAACAGAUGAGUUCUCCAGUGAAGAAACCCAUCGGGGGAGUGAAACUCCUCCCUGCACCUCAAGCUGCCCCUCAACCUUCUCCAAAGAACAGUACCAUGGUGAAGAAACUGCAGUUGUCGGACGAUGAGGAGAGCGAGCUGGACAUCUCGUCCAUCGAGGAUGUGUCAGAAGAGUUUGCCCCAAAAAUAAAAACUUCGAAGCCUGUGCCAGUGCCACGGCAAAGUAUUGAACCACCUCUCUCUCAGGGAACUAGUGCCUGGAGCUCGUCAGCCACCAGAGGGCAGAAAGAGGCCAAUAUGGGCGCUUCAUUGAAAAGCAGCAGUUUUGCCACAGUAACGGACAUCAGUGACUCCGAACUCAAUUUUCUCUGAUCACCAUCAAGACUUGCCUCGAUUGACAGAACCGUUCCCGUUCAGCUUCGUUCUUCAGCGUAUGUCCCCUCUGGCCCAGUCAUUGCUGUGCCCUAAUGUAAAGGCACGUCCUUGCUAUCCUGCCUGGUAACCUGUGCUGCCUGUUUGUCAGGGUCACUAACUCUGGUGGAGAAGAACCCUGAAUCUACCAUUAGAUGAACAUGUGCCACCAACUGCCCCUUCCCCAACAUCCUGACAUUGAACUCUAGGCACCAGCCCCACACUGCCCUCUCAUAACUGCUCACAUGGGUAACCUUGUGUCAUAGAGUCAAACAGACCAUUAUUUUUAUAUAUAAGAAAGGAAUGCAUUUAAUAAAAAUAAAUGUUCUUAUUUUUCUUUG
Messenger RNA from Leucoraja erinaceus (little skate), 3875 nucleotides. It is a transcript of the gene dzip1l, whose product is annotated as DAZ interacting zinc finger protein 1-like. The record is from RefSeq and is a predicted model, not a curated record. The coding region runs from base 1111 to 3495 and encodes 794 amino acids. Gene Ontology annotation, cellular component: ciliary basal body; cytoplasm. Gene Ontology annotation, biological process: cilium assembly. The transcript is spliced from 17 exons. Lineage: Eukaryota; Metazoa; Chordata; Chondrichthyes; Rajiformes; Rajidae.